Pecten maximus is the source of this 6028-nucleotide messenger RNA. RefSeq names its product DENN domain-containing protein 1B-like. Gene Ontology annotation, cellular component: cytosol; intracellular membrane-bounded organelle. Gene Ontology annotation, molecular function: phosphatidylinositol phosphate binding; guanyl-nucleotide exchange factor activity. Bases 143 to 3151 code for a protein of 1002 amino acids. Gene Ontology annotation, biological process: endocytosis; endocytic recycling. The record is from RefSeq and is a predicted model, not a curated record. The transcript has 21 exons. Lineage: Eukaryota; Metazoa; Mollusca; Bivalvia; Pectinida; Pectinidae.
AGUGACAAAAUGGCUGACACAACGUUACUUCCUGUCAAAUAGAAAUAAUGUCAAGAAGAAAUAGAGUAGUUAUGGCGGAACAUGACGUUAAUUGGACGAGGCAGGAAUUCAAGAAUAUGUAUUAGAACCUUUGUGUUGAAAUAUGGGUUCUAGAAUCAGAGAGAAUCCAGAGAAAAUCUAUGAAGUUUUCAUGGAGAUUGGCAAGGCGAAUGGAGAACAUGAAGAACCCUUUUUAAUACAAAGGUAUCCUGCUGACUAUGGCGAUGAGGAAGUUCUUAAGUCUGUUCCCAAAUUUGCGUUUCCAUGCGACACUGAAAGGUACACGACGACAGUGGACCACUUCACAUUCGUGCUUACAGAGAUAAAUAGCACACUCAAGUUUGUCUUUUGUCGCCACGCAACUGGAGCCCAAACAUGUCUGUGUAUCGUCAGUUACUUCCCCUGGUUCGAGAUCUUUUACAAUCUGCUGAACCAGUUGGCAGAGAUGUUGAACCACAACUACGAAAGAGAUAUGACUUCCUUUUUGAGAGCUGCCUAUGUCCAGGAUGUCCCAGCUCCGGGGGUACCAGUUACUAUAGCAGCCAACCAGGAAAUGAUGAAUUUUACUGCACCAGAAAUAAACAAAUUACCAAGUAUACCUUCAAAUAGAAACUUAACUGAGUAUUACAAUGCCCUAGAUACUGCCAACAUGAUGAUUGUGUUUGCAAGUAUGCUGAAUGAGAGGAGAAUCGUGGUGACAUCCCGUCGCCUGUCACGCCUGACUGCCUGUAUCCAUGCCUCAGUGUCUCUACUCUACCCUAUGUUCUGGCAGCAUCUCUUCAUCCCCAUACUUCCAGCUCACCUGAUAGAUUACCUCAGUGCUCCAAUGCCAUAUGUGAUAGGGAUACACUCUACACUGAUGCAGAAAAUGAAGAUGUCGGAAAUGGGUGAUGCCAUCAUAGUGGAUGUAGACAACAAUACAAUACAGUCUGAGUACGAUGACUUAGAGGAUCUGCCCGCCGAUAUAUCCUCCUAUCUGAAGCGCCAUCUGAAGACAGAUAAAGUGAGGAUGUCCAUGCAGACAUCAGGUGACGCCAUCCCCAGAACAUUCCUUAUGGCUUUAGUCCGAUUGAUAGGUGGCUACAGAGAUGCACUGCGAUUCAAAUCUGGAGAACCUAUAACCUUUGACCCGGAAGCAUUUGUGCUCUCAAGACCUCAAUCCAUGCAGCCAUUCCUAGAGAACAUGCUUCAACUCCAAAUAUUUCAACAGUUUAUCAACGAACGUUUAGACAUGCUCAACUGCGGCCAGGGGUUCAGCGACAUAUUUGAGGCCGAGGCCCUGCAAAAUGCAGACAAGCUCAAUACUCAGUCACGUUAUAAGGAGUGGCUCUCGAAUAUGAAGAAGCAGGGUAAUAAAUUCCAAAAAGGUGGAAAAGAUAUUUGGGCUGGCAUCAAGGAAAAGGCGGCACCAGUUAUGUCUAACGCCGUACAUUCUGUCAAGUCACAGGGCAAGAGAGCUUACACAGGUAUAAAGAAUAAAAUGGCUGAUCUAAAGAAGGAGGAUGAACCUGCUAAUAUGAAGACAAAAAGUGUGAAAUCUCCGUCCACCCCAAAAAUGACUUCCCGCAAUCGCCCCUCUACUGUAAUAGGCCAGCCUCUGAAAACAAUGCGUCCUCCCCGACCUUCAGCCUUGUCGUCACCAACAGGUGACAAGCUGAUUGUGCCGUCUUCAUCACAGGACAGGAUUUCAAGAUACAAGAUGAUAAUGGUAGAAGAAAAAGUUUAUGAUGACUCUGAUGUAGAGUUAGCAUACAACAGGGUUAGUGUGAAUCUUUUGAGUGACCCAGAUAUACAGCAGGCAAUGAACAGAGCUGCCAGUGCAGAAAACAUCGUCCGUAUGUCAGGCAAAACACAUCCACUGAUUGAUCACACAGACGGGACAUCAUCUGGCCCAUCAAGUGGUAGAAACUCUCCGUCUACUGUCAGUAGCUCCUCCGCCUUUGAGUACCAGGAGUCGGAGAGUACUGUAUCUCAUUUACAGGGAAACAGAGACACGUUUGGAAGUGUACCAUUUAUUGACAUUAGCUCAGAAGAUGAAUAUGUUGGCUUGUCCAAUCCAAGUGAUCAAUAUGUGCGACUAGCUUCAUCAUCUGGAGAUGUUUCCUCUUCAAGAUCAGGUCAAAAUGACCAAAAUCGACCAAUUCCUCCACCACGGAGGUCCAGGAGUCCUAUUUCAAUGGCAAUGGCCGACAGAUUGAUAAGUGAUAGACCAAAGGCUGGCAGCCCCCCACCUCCAGCCCCUCAUUUACCUCAUGCUGUUCCCAAACCUGUACCUCGACAGAGCAUAAAGCGUAAAAGUGAAGGAUUUCAACAACAGAAACAGCUGGCUAUGGAUUCAUUGAUGCAAUUUCAGAAUUUGGAAUUAGAAGAUAGUUUUGAUCCAUUUAAAUCCCCAUCAUCACAGACAAUAUCUCAGAUAGACAAGCUCAGAGACCUAGCUUCACCAACUGAUGAUCUCAAUAGCAGUGUGACAAGGACGCCAGCCUUCAGAAUGCCUGCUACUGGUGUCCCUAAGAGACUAAGUAUGAAAAGAGAUAAGUCAUUGUCCCCAGAGAAAGACAGUAAUACUGGGGAGAGUUUGUUGGACUUUGACCCCCUGACUACUCAGGGUCAGUCCACUGUAGCCCAGAACCCUGGGUCACAGGGAAAUCCAACAUCUCCAGAACUUCUGCAGGAUUGGAACAUUGACAAUCUACAGACUAAGACUCAUGACCUGGGUCCAUUGCCUAAGCCAGGCUUUGUACAACGGACAGCUGCAGAGUUUGCUCUGUGUUCUAAUGCUCAGAAUAAUAUAGGUGUGUCAUAUGGCAAGCGCCCCUCCCCCACAGUCCCUCCCCGCUCAGCCUCAGCCCUAACUGACCACCACUCAUCCUCUAGUCCAUUCUCAUCCCCUAAUCCAUACAAUCCUCUCCGCACCACAAGUUACAGACCUGUUACAUCAUCGCCCGAUAUACUUCAGUCUGGAGUCUCAAGGUCAAACAGAAUGGGAAAUGCUGACCCCUUUGCUGAUUUAUUAGGACUACAGUUAGGGCCUUCCAGCCAACCACCUCCAACUAAGGUGGAUGUAGCUUCCCCAGCACCCCCAGUUAAUAGGUGGGAAACAUUUGAAUAAGAAACAGUGAUAUGUAUAUGUGUUGUUGUGUACUAUUUGUUUUUAAUUGUUAAGAGUAUAGACCUCUAGGGUGUUCAAAGCUCUACUUAUCAGUGUACCUCUGAUCAAAGAUAAAUCUGUGUACCAUUUUAAAUCACAAUGUAUCUCCCUGGUUACUGGUUAAGUCUGUACACCUUUCUAACUGGCAGUGUAUAACCCUGGUUCCUGGUUGAGUCUGUACAUCAUUUUUACUGGCAGUGUAUCACCCCGGGUCCUAGUUAAGUUUGUACACCAUUUUAGCUGGCAGUGUUUCACCCUGUGACCCUAUUUUAUUGUAUAACACUAGCGGUUCAUUCCUGCCUCUCUGGCUCAUAGGAUGUCUGCUAUGGUAGAUGGGAUCCAAUCAUAAACAAAUAUCACAGCAUAAUUAGUUCAUUAUAAGAAAUCAAAGUUGAAAAGGAAAGUACCAGUUUUCUGAAAUAAACAAUAUUGGUGACUUUACCAGGAUAACCUGCUUAUAGGUAGAAUACUCAUUUAGCGUAAUCUGUCUCGAACUAACCACUGUAACCAUUGUAGACUACCAAAGAUAUGGUCAGAUUUGCUGCUCAAAGGAGUAAGCAAUCUGGACUGUCUCAGAAUAUUAUGUUCAUGAAAGUAUCAUCUACUUUACUAAUGUAUUGAAGGUGUCAUAUAUUUUUCACAGCGUUUAAGAUUCUUAAGCUUCCAUGGUGAUGUCAUGAGAAAUCAGAAAUGUUUAUCAAUGAAGAAUUAAGAUACUGGUCUGAUAACUUGUGCCUUCCAUACCAUUUAGUAAUGUUAAUAUUUAAUAAACAAAUGAAAAAUUUUUACAAAACCAAAUCUACCAAUUAUCUUGGCCUUAUUUGUUUAUAUGAGCACAGCAGUGUAAGGGAGAAAGAGGCCAGUGUAUAACCAGAAAUUUCUAUAAAAUUAAAAAGCUAUGUUUGUCAAGCUUACAAUCUUUACCCUACUAUAGUCCUAUGCUUGACCUUGUCCUAUGAAUUACUAUUAGGUACUAUAUAAUGAAGGAUAACAAGGGAAGUAAUUAACUUCUAUCUGUUAGGGAGACUACUCUAAUCUUAAACAGCAGUAGAACCCAUCAUGAUCACAGCAGUUACAGUUUGAUUUGCACAUAACACAGUUGACGGCCGACAUUUGCUGGUUACCAGUUUUCACUGACUCCAGCAUUUGCUUUGCACAAACAGACCAGACAAAUAGCCAGUUUUACGAAAUCGCUUUUGAAAGACAGGCUACCUGGCUAACAAAUUAUGUCAGCAUAAGGUUUAAAAAUAUACUGUUUUGCUUUAUACGGUCAUCGCCUAGUAUUUGCCUGUCUGCAAAUCAAACUUGCCCUCUGAUCCAUAAUGACAGUUGAGUACCAUUUACAUUAUAUAAUAAUGGACACAAAAUAUUAUCUGUGGUCCAAUAUACAUUUAACUUAUCAGUAUGAUGAUGGAUGGAAGCUAGUGAUAGUAGAUUAAUCUAUAAUCCCAGUAAAUCUGUACAAUUUUAACAAAUUAUCAGGAUAUUUUUUUUCACAAGUCUACAUUGCCGAUUCAUUUAUCGAAACUCUCCUUGAUUAAUGUAUUUUAUAAUUAGCAAGUAACAUUUAAUGUCUUAUCAUGCAUCUAUCUUAAAACAAUUGAAUUACAUUCUAUUGAUUAGGCACAAGUCAUAUGUAUUGAUGUUCAUAUUUAAUUAUUGAAGCAGUGUACACUGAAAAGUCAUGAUGCAUCGUAGAUUUGGUUGAUCCCUCUUAUUGGGUCUUAUAACAUCCUAUUACCAGUAAGACUCAUCAGACGACAUUGCAUUUCUGCUAUUGAUCCUGAUGAUUACAGCAGUCUGAUAUUAAUGUAUCAUAAUUUAUAGAAUCAAGCUCCCAUCACUUAACUGGCACCGAUAGAAAUAAUUUCCUGUGUCAUAUCUGAGAAAUGUUUUCCUGUGUUUUUUAUCUGUCCUGUAUGCUUGCCAUAUCGCUAUUGCUUGUUAAGUCUUUCAUUGCUUGAAUCAUCUAAAAGCACUUGUAGCAGCUUCCCCUCGUUCUGACAUAAGUGUUAACAUGUAUUUAUUUACUAUUGGAUUAGUUUGAUGUGAGUGAAGCAAGUGUUGUUAUUGAGAAGAGUUACACAUAGGUGACUUUACUUUGUUACAUUGAAUAAUUUGUAUUUAUAGCUUAGGUAAAUGGCAAUGCAAAGUUGGACUUCUAUUUAUAUUUUUUCAUAAAAGCAAUAUCUGUGUUUCCUGUUGUACUUUGAAGCAGCGACAGGUGAUGCCUUUCCUACCAAUACACAUUUUAUUGAGAUUUGUUACCACAUUAACUCAAGUGUUCUGUGUGGAUAGCUAUUGUUCAAUGCAGUCAUUGAUUAUUAUAUAAUUUAUAUAUACAAAGACAUGUCCAUAUUACAUUUGCAAUGUUAUUAAGAUAAUGUAGAUUUCUUAACUCAACCUUGCUUGGGUCACUGUUGGGUAGUCGCUGGUACAAAAAGUAUCUUUAGUUAUUUUUCCGAGGUUUACUUUAUAAAUGUACCAUCACUUGAAAAUACAGUAAAUAUGCCACCUAUUUCGUUGAACUAAAAAAAUUUUGAUAUUUUUAUUGAGAUUUUCAGCCCGUCAUUUAGAUAGCAUAUAGGUUAGAAUGAGGAGAAUAUCAUGUAAUACUGCCAACACAAUUCAACAACACAGAAAUUGUUAAAGACAUUGCUAAAUGGAAACAAUUGUUACUACUUUAUAUUAUACAGAUGUUUUGUUGAAAAAAAUGUUUUGUAUUACUGUGUAUUGAUGUUACUUACUGUUGUAUAAGUGUCACUUAUAACGAAAUGGAACUGGCGCAUGACAGAAACUGAAAUAUGGUUAUUAAAAAUGAAAUAUGAAUUAUGAAAA